Dendronephthya gigantea is the source of this 2034-nucleotide messenger RNA. RefSeq names its product peptidase M20 domain-containing protein 2-like. Gene Ontology annotation, molecular function: dipeptidase activity. The record is from RefSeq and is a predicted model, not a curated record. NCBI's taxonomy places the organism in Eukaryota, Metazoa, Cnidaria, Anthozoa, Malacalcyonacea, Nephtheidae.
CGUUCGUUGGAAGUUGGAACCAUUGGCAUGAAUGACAACAGUCUUCGUAAAGGCACACGAAAGCUAUAGCUAUUCGCAGAGAGCCUUUCGGCAUGCCUAAUAAUGUUUGGUAACUAAUAGCUUUAGUGUACGCCAGGCUUUUAAUUGUAAGCGGAAGCAGCGAAGAGAAUACGUACGGUAUCGAACGAGGGCGAUCUAGUGUGAUCUUUUAAAAAAAUGGCAAACGCCGAAGUACUUCGCGCAGAAGCAUGUUCGGUCAUCGACAACUUGGCCGGUGAAUUUCACGCAUUAAGCAAGUCAAUAUGGGAAAAACCGGAAUUGUAUUUUGCCCACGACACUUUGACACAAUGCUUUGAAAAGCACGGAUUCGAUGUUUCAAAGAAAUACCCGCUGGAGACCGCAUUCGUCGCUACAAGCGAAACGACGCAGAAAGAGAACGUUCCUUGUGUUGCAAUAAUAUGUGAAUAUGAUGCUUUACCUGAAAUUGGGCAUGCGUGUGGCCAUAAUUUGAUAGCAGAGGCAGGAGCAGCCGCAGCGAUAGGGAUAAGAUCUGCACUCAAGAAAGGUCCUGAAGGUUUAGGUCACCUUGUUGUCUUAGGAACGCCUGCAGAAGAGGGUGGUGGUGGGAAAAUUCUUAUGCUUGAGAAAGGCUGCUUUAACCAAGUGGACUUCAGCAUGAUGGUACAUCCUGCACCAUAUGAUGCUGUUUAUGCAAAAUGCUUGGCUAUCCAAGAGGUAUUUGUCACAUUCAGUGGUAGGGCUGCCCAUGCUGCUGCAUUUCCCUGGGAAGGAGUUAAUGCUUUGGAUGCGGCAGUCCUCAGCUACAAUUCCAUAAGCAUGCUGCGACAGCAGAUAAAACCGACAUGGAGGGCUCAUGGUGUAUUCGUUGAUGGAGGAGGUUAUGAACCGGCAAUCAUCCCGGAAAGGUCCCAGUUACAUUAUUAUUUUCGUGCUCCAAAUUUGAAAGAGUUGAAUGAAUUCAAGACAAAGGCAGACAAAUGUUUUAGAGGUGCGGCAGAAGCAACAGGUUGUUCUGUGGACAUAAAGUGGUGUGGUUAUGGAAAAGGCGAACAGCCAUAUUACGAUGUAAUGAACAACCCAGUGUUGGCUGAACUCUAUCAAAAACAUGCAGAAUCUUUGGGGGUUAAAUUUCAACCGAAAGUUGUCCAAACAAGCCUACCUGCUGGAUCAACAGACAUGGGAAAUGUAUCGUAUGCUGUCCCUUCGUUGCAUCCAUUCUACAGUAUUGUUUCAAAAGCAGGAAAUCACACUCAUGAGUUUACAGCAGCAACGGGUUCAGAUGCAGCCCAAUCGCCCACUCUUAUUGCGGCAAAAUGCCUGGCGAUGACCGCUAUAGAUGUGUUGUGCAAUCCAGAACUGUGCGAAAAAAUGAAGAACAAACAUAAACAAUAAAGUUUGAAAAACACAGUCCAGCUUUUACCGUCAGACGGAACUAUCGAAAAUUAUUAUUAUUCCAAAUUUUUAAUUGAUCAAAGAUAAUCAUUUCCACUUCUUAUAUUUUCAAGACACUUUUAUAAAACAUACGAAAUAAAAUAAUUGAUAAAUUGUAACAAAUUUAAAUGUUGUCAAACAAUAAUUCAUCAAAAAUCCGUUGAACAAAAAUGCCAUGUAAUAAACUAUAUAAUUUAUAUGUAAUUAAUUAUGUAUAAUUCAGCUCUUAUCACUGGCUCUUAUAGCUGCUACUAAGAUUAUAAUUAAUGUGAUUAUUAUAAUCUAUAAUUAUUCAAUUCAAUUUAAAAAAAUACUUGUAUACUUCGAUUUCUUGCUGCGAUAACACAGAUACCAGAAUAUUUAAAGAAAUUUCAUUUUUUAUGAUUCAUCAAUGCUGGUUUUCGGUUUUCGGGUCGGUCAGUGAUACCAUAGACAAUCGAGAAAACAUCGACAGGAAAUGGAUUUCCAUUCCAUGCUUGUCUUCUGGAUUGUCUAUGGUGAUACAUACACGAGAUCAAAUCCUUCCACAAAAAGUAUCAGUCAAUUAUUUUUAAUGUGAAUAUAAUAAGAAUAAAAUAGAAG